This is a messenger RNA of Stylonychia lemnae, 495 nucleotides long. The record is from the annotation of a GenBank genome assembly. Lineage: Eukaryota; Ciliophora; Spirotrichea; Sporadotrichida; Oxytrichidae.
AUGCAACUUGCUUUUGUUCUACUUUUACUUCUAAAUCUCUCAUCAGCUAAAAUCUUUGCACCAUAUUGUGGUCCAAAGACUAGAGACAUCAGAUUUUGUGAAAAAGAUGAAGAUUGUAGAUAUUCAGAUGAAUAUUGUGGAACUGAAUAAAUUUGCCAAACUCAGACGAGUCUUUAUGAUAUGGAUCCUUGCAAGGACUUCAUAUAUAAUCCUUCUGACGAUGACGUUCGCUGCGCUUAAGUUUUGUGCCCUGAAAAUACAUACUUAAGACCCUUGUACAUUAGAGGCUGCAAGAAAGAUGAGGAUUGUGCAUUCUCUGAUGAAUAUUGUAGUCUUGAAAAAUACUGCAAAGUUUUAGUAGUACUCUAUGUUAAUAAUCCGUGCUAGAACUACUUAAAUACAGUUGAACAGACUUCGGAUAUAUUAUGCAAUUAGGUUAUGUGUCCAGUUGGUUGCUACUGUGAAAGAGGUGCAUGCUAUAUGACUCCACCCUGA